Blumeria graminis f. sp. triticale is the source of this 849-nucleotide messenger RNA. The record is from the annotation of a GenBank genome assembly. Lineage: Eukaryota; Fungi; Ascomycota; Leotiomycetes; Helotiales; Erysiphaceae.
AUGAAUAUCUCACAUUGGCGAAGACCGAUACAAAAUCGAUUAGUUGGUCUAGAGAAAGUGCUCUCAUCCAACUGCAGUAUGCACAUUCAAUCUAUUCCCAUGUGGAAAGGGACGGGUAAUAAUUAUGCCUACCUCGUUGUUGACGACAAAUCAAAAGAUGCCGUCAUCAUUGACCCCGCCAGCCCAAAUGAAGUAGCGCCAAUUCUCAAAGAAAAGAUACAAAGUAAUCAGAUAUGCCUCAAGUCUAUCAUUAAUACACACAGUCAUGCAGAUCAUGCUGGCGGUAAUCGGCGUAUGCUAGGUUACCCUGAGUUCAAGGGUGUAACUAUCAUCGGAGGUAAGAAAUGCGAAGGAGUGCAAUGGACACCCGACGAUCGAGAAGUAUUCAAGGUUGGAAAAAUAUCAGUGACAGCUCUGUAUACUCCAUGCCAUACACAAGAUAGUAUCUGCUGGUUUAUGGAAGAUGAAGGGCAACGUGCUGUCUUCUCAGGAGACACUUUAUUUCAUGGCGGCUGCGGUAGAUUUUUUGAGGGAACAGCGGAAGAGAUGAAUAAAGCCCUUAACAAAACACUAGCAUCGUUACCUGAUGACACAGCCGUAUAUCCCGGACAUGAGUACACAAAGACCAAUGCAAAAUUUUGUCUCUCAGUCCUACCCUCUACUGCAGUUCAAAAGCUUCUGGCAUUCGCAGAAAAAAACGAAGAAACUCAGGGAAAAUUUACCAUUGCGGAUGAAAAGCAGCACAAUGUCUUUAUGAGACUCGAGGAUCCUGAGGUUCAAAGAGCUACAGGGAAGACUGAUGCAGUUGAUGUCAUCGGUAUUCUUCGAGAGAUGAAAAACAAAUUUUAA